This is a messenger RNA of Lytechinus variegatus (green sea urchin), 2666 nucleotides long. RefSeq names its product metabotropic glutamate receptor 1-like. The record is from RefSeq and is a predicted model, not a curated record. Gene Ontology annotation, molecular function: G protein-coupled receptor activity involved in regulation of postsynaptic membrane potential; adenylate cyclase inhibiting G protein-coupled glutamate receptor activity. Bases 402 to 1100 code for a protein of 232 amino acids. The transcript has a single exon. Lineage: Eukaryota; Metazoa; Echinodermata; Echinoidea; Temnopleuroida; Toxopneustidae. Gene Ontology annotation, cellular component: postsynaptic density membrane. Gene Ontology annotation, biological process: G protein-coupled glutamate receptor signaling pathway; regulation of synaptic transmission, glutamatergic.
AUUUAGCAGACGACAGAAGAAGCGAACUAUUGCUCGCACCCUAACUCGACUACUCUGCAGCGCACCAAGGAAUCGGAUGGGCCAGUAGUUUCACCUUCCCCAAAGUAAGGAUAAAAGUUUUCUUGAUUGUAAUAUCUGUCUGCUUGUUAAGGAUUAUAAUUCCCAACAUUGUUAAGGUUAUAAAAAGUAUAGCUCAUUCGUCGAAUGCUGGAUGUGGAAAUUACUGAUCACGGGCUUACAAAAAGACACCUGUCGACAUGACAAUAAAACGCCUUUGUAAUGAAAUGUUUGUCAUUGUAUGCUUUCUUCCCUCCAAUAAAUGAAAAUGCUCUUACAAUAUAAGCCAAGACUGAAUUCUUGAUCACCCUCUAUCUAUUGGAUUUGUAUCAUCUAACAACGACAUGGAAUUUACCUUCAGAGUAUAUCGAUGGAUAAAUCUGAGUUUAAUUGCUUCGAUCACGAUAUGUUCUUUGAUCUCGACAUCAAGUGGGGUGUCGAGGAGCGAUAGGGAAGUUCUUCGUAUGGAUGGAGAUUUGAUAAUUGGAACUUUGUUUUCGGUUCACGCUCCACCACCUACCGAGGUGGAAGCUACAGCACGACAGUGUGGUAGGGUACGGGAACAGUAUGGGAUCCAUCGAGUUGAAGUCAUGCUUCAUACCUUAGAGAAGAUCAACAAAGACCCGGCAAUCCUUCCUGAAGUGACUUUAGGCUGUGAGAUCAGAGAUUCUUGUUGGUAUUCAUCCGUAGCCCUUGAGCAGAGUCUUCAAUUUAUAAGUGAUAAUCUAGAGUCUGAGAGGUCGAGUAAGAAAGCUACCAAUCCAGAAUGCAGUGGGUCUCAAGAUGUCUCUAGGAAACAAAUCACAGCAGUGAUAGGACCAGGAUCUAGUGAAGUAGCGAUCCAGGUCCAAAAUCUACUUCAGCUCUUCAAUAUACCACAGGUAGCCUACUCUGCAACCAGUCGUGACCUCAGUGAUAAGACGCUCUACGAAUACUUCUUAAGAGUUUGUCCAUCUGAUACACUACAAGCACAAGCUAUGGUGGAUAUUGUACUGAGAUAUAACUGGACAUACGUUUCUGUGGUGCAUACAAUAGGUAAGUAAACAUUUUUUUUGCAAUCGUAAAUACCCUUCUUCUUUUAUUUCAAGAAAUCUUCUAAAAUAUUUCCCAAAAUAAUAUUCAACUCAUGCAACGCACAUCCCCAUUUAAUUACAUAAUUUUUUUUUCAUUAUUUCAAAUGUAUCAAAGAAAAGGAUUCAUUAAUUUAGUGAUAGUCCUGUCUAAAUGAAAACUAUUUGAUCAAUUCAGAUAUAAAGUAGGGAGAAAGAGAAAGAGGGGGGGGGGGGGGCUGGUGAGAGAUAGGGUGGAAUGGGAAGGAUGAAGGAGGAGGUAAAACAUUUUCUUAAAUUGUUGUUCUGUUUUAAAAUCACUGUGAGGUUCCUAAAAACAACCCCUAUAACUUUCAAGCUCGUGAUGAUUUAUUUCCCAGUGAUAUUAUUUUGUAAAUGCAUUUAUACCAUUGACAGUGGUAAUAGUUAUGCUCACCUGCUUUCAACGCUAACCAAGAAAACCAUGACAAUUAUAGGAAAGCAUGAGAGAUAAAUAUAGUACUUUGUGAAUCACCUGUUACUUGUCACCCGGCGCUCCCUUCAUAACAACCAAGACACUAAAAGCUACCAGACAACUGAAUGGUGAUAUUGGUGUGUUUGGUGAUAGUGGGUGGAAGGGAGUGAUAGAAGGGCUCUAAGAAUUGAUGGUACCACCCCUUUAAUGCUGUCUAUAAUAUUCAAAUCACCUCAAUCCAUAAAUCUCACAUUUGUUUAUUUGAAUAGAUCCUUAAUAGGAUACUAAUCAACAGAUGAAAUCCUGCCCCUCUUUCUCUCUCCAAUGUGCAACUACCAUCUCCGUCCCUCUCGCUCAACCUUGAUAUUCCCUUGACCUUCACAUCAAUCUUGACACACAGAUCUGUAGCACUUUCUCAUAAUCAAUAAAUUAAUAAGCAUUGGACCAACAUUCACCUCCCCUAUACAUCCGUUUAUCAAUAUCAUUAUUCUCUUUACCUAAUGACAGGUGUGCGGAAUGUGAGUUGCUAUGGCGACUAAACAUAAAUGAUAAACAUAAUAAAAAAUGAUGUCUGCUGAUAAUAUGUGUCCUUAUACUAACCCUUAAAUUUGUAAGCAGGCAAUGAUGGAUAAUUUGAACAGCGCACUUGAAAUAGGUAGAGGGUGCAGUCCACCAACAUUUUUUUGUCCGACACGUUAUCAGAUAAUUAUGACAACUGUCCUUGAUUUUUAAUUAGCUAAGACAAGUGUUGGAUAAAGCAUCCGACAUUAAACUCUCUUAAUUUUGAGAAGUAAAGAUAAAAAAAACCCUGCACACAUUAUAUAAAAUAUGUAUGAAAUUCAUGCCGCAUAAACACGCAGUUUAUCGGUUCAUGUGUACUUUUCCAAUUAAUGUUUGAUAAAAUAGGAUUCAGGAAUAUGUUGGGUCAAAUCUAUAACUCACUUCAUUCAUAUUACAUUCGAUGUUUUACUUAUACUUGCUAACAUUAGGAUAUUUCAGAGACAGUAAAACAGGUCACCAGGACAUUGCUGACAUACAGUAAAACAGGUGACAUUGCUGACGUCACAGAUGGGGGAGAAGAGGGGAGCUUUGGGGUCAUGGGCCCC